Molecule: messenger RNA, 1437 nt
Organism: Adineta steineri
Lineage: Eukaryota; Metazoa; Rotifera; Eurotatoria; Adinetida; Adinetidae
Source: the annotation of a GenBank genome assembly
AUGUAUGCCAUUCGUUUAAAAAAACAUCGAUUUCCAUCUAUGAUAUCCUUACGUAUAUUAAGUUAUCAUGAACGUCUACAUAUUUGUUUGUUUUUUAUAAUUAUUUUUAUUGCUAGUUUAAUUUCCUAUUAUCAACCAUAUAGUUUAUUAUUUAAUUUCAAAAAUAUUGUAUUUGAACCUUCAUCUAUUGAAUCUGUUCGUAAUAAUGUACUACAGCAACAUAAACAACAACAACAAAUAGCUUAUGAAUGGCUUGAUAAUUUAUUAAAAAAUCCAAAAAAUUAUCCACAUCUUAUUUCAAAUUAUACACAACAAAUACAUUUUUAUGAUUAUAUUCAAAUGAAAAAUAAUCUCUCAUCAUCAUCAUAUACAUUACUUAAUAAACCGAAACAAAUAUUAUUAAAUACAACUGAUCAUAUUGUAAUAUCAAUAUUAUAUGGUCAACAAGAUACUGAUCAUCGUGAAGGUAAAUUUUAUAUUGGUCAAAUGCUUUAUCAUUUACUUAAAAAUUAUCAUUCACGUUUUAUAAUAACAUUAUGUGAAAAUAAUAAUACAAAUGAACAAGUAUCCGAUGGUAUUAAUCUUAUACGACAAAUUCUACCUGUUUUUAUUGUAAAUACAAAAUCUCAAACAAUAAUAAAUACAUAUGAACGUGAAAAAGAAGCACAUUUACAAUGUCUUUUAGCAAAUUUUCAAUCAUUUCCAUCUAUUAAUUAUCUUUUGUUAUUACAAGAUGAUGCUGAACCCAUUAGUAAAAAUUUUUAUUAUCAAUUAUUAUCAUUAAUUGAUAAUCGUAUUAAACAACGAUGGCCAUUAAAUGGUCAUAGACAACAACCAGCUUUUAUUAAAAUCUAUCAUCCACGAUGGUUAAUUUCUUAUAUAUAUCCAUCAAUUUAUUUGAUUACUCAAUUAAUUUCAACAAGUUUCUUACUUACAUUCGUCGGUUUUUAUUUAUAUCAAUUUAUUAUUCAUUUUUCUUAUUUUAAGAAAAACACAAAUAUAAAACAACAAGAACGAGAACGGGAAAAAUACUUCCGAUCAUUAUUAAACAAUAAUAUCUUUCUUUCUAAAUUAAUCAAUUUAAAUCUAGUGUAUUUUAUAUUCUAUUUUAUUCUUAUUAUUUUGGUUCUUAUUCUAAUUGAUCAUUCAAAUGUUUCAUGGACAUGGCGUUCAUUACAUCCAUCUUUUUAUUCUAUUUAUCCGGCACCAUCAUGUUGUUUACCUGGUGUACUUUAUUUUCAACAAACUUCUAAACAAGUUAUUGAUUAUUUAAAUCGUACUCAAUGUCAUAGUAAAUAUGCAAUUGAUACAGCAUUGGAUGAUUUACCAGCACGUACAAAUCUUCAAACGUUUCUUGUUGAACCUAAUUUAGUUCAUCAUAUUGGAUUAUAUUCAAGACUUCGACGAAUGUAUAUUAAUCCAUAUUUACUUGAUUAA